Messenger RNA from Nannospalax galili (Upper Galilee mountains blind mole rat), 1051 nucleotides. RefSeq names its product DNA helicase B (gene Helb). NCBI's taxonomy places the organism in Eukaryota, Metazoa, Chordata, Mammalia, Rodentia, Spalacidae. The record is from RefSeq and is a predicted model, not a curated record.
AUAACCUACAGAGAGUUGAAGCUUUUGCGCUGCGAGGCAAGCUGGACGGCAUUCAGUCAGUGCCCAUCCCUGCUCCAGCUGAUGACUAUUCUGGAGAAGAAUGGAUUGGUGAUAUAUUCUAAGUUGAAGCAGAUAUGUAGAGAAGAUGGGCACACAUGCGUUGAAGAAGCUGACUUGACAUCAGUGCUGUCUGAGCACAUGUCUUUUGAGGAAGCCUGGCAGUCUCUGAAAUUUCUGAAGGAUCUUGGUGUGGUGACCUAUGAGAAGGGCUGUGUCUUUCUUUAUGAACUUUACCAGGCUGAGCAAGGCAUCGCCUCUUCAAUAUACGAUCUGAUGAACAGACCCCCAUGGCAUUUACAGGUGGAUGUCAAGAAGGUGCUGGCAUCCAUUUGUACCACAGAGCCCAAGGAUUCAGAAUGUAAUGAUGCAGUAGAUGAAAGCAAACCAGACCAAUCAGGAUUGGAAAAGGGUGAGAGUGUGUUGGACCCCCAGAAUAGUGAGGGCCAUAUUUGGAAUAAUGGUGAAAAUGAAUUGAAUGGGGAAAUAAAUGAUGUCUCCCUGGAUCAGGAUCAGGUAGCUGCCCUGGAAAUGGUUUGCUCCAAUGCUGUUACCGUUCUCAGUGGAAAAGGAGGCUGUGGAAAGACCACAAUUGUCAGCUGUCUCUUUAAGCAUGUAGAGCAGUUGGAAGAAAGAGAGGUGAAGAAAGCUUGUGAAGACUUUGAGCAGGACCAGGAUGCCUCAGAAGAAUGGCUUGCAUUUACUGAGCAAAGUCAACGGGGGGUGGAUAAGGCCAUAGAAGUUUUGCUUACAGCACCCACAGGGAAAGCAACUGGCUUACUGAGGCAGAAAACUGGUCUUCCUGCUUACACAUUAUAUCAGGUCAAUUAUAGCUUCUAUGUAUGGAAAAAAAAUCAGGUGAACAAGCCAUGGAAAUUUUCUGCGGUUAGAGUUCUGGUUGUGGAUGAAGGGAGUUUGGUAUCUGUAGGAGUCUUCAAAUCUGUUUUAAAGUUGUUGUGUGAGCAUUCCAAACUUUCUAAGCUUAUUAUCCUUG